Molecule: messenger RNA, 663 nt
Organism: Myxocyprinus asiaticus (Chinese sucker)
Lineage: Eukaryota; Metazoa; Chordata; Actinopteri; Cypriniformes; Catostomidae
Product: lecithin retinol acyltransferase family protein
Exons: 2
Coding region: 1-663 (220 amino acids)
Biological process (GO): retinol metabolic process
Molecular function (GO): phosphatidylcholine-retinol O-acyltransferase activity
Source: RefSeq, a predicted model, not a curated record
AUGAUCCCUCUAAACCUGCUCAAUCUGUUCUUUAUCACCUCAACACUAGAUGAUGAGUGUGAGGAAGACAGUGGAAUGAAAACAUAUGACGUCUCCCUUUACAAGCGUGGUGACCUUUUGGAGGUGCCCAGGACUCUUUUUAAACAUUUUGGAAUCUAUUUAGGCGAGGACCGUGUAGCUCAUCUUAUCCCAGACAUUCUUCCAGUGUUCACUAGAGAAAAGUCUAUUGUUGGGCAGACGGUGACCAAUGAUAGGCUGAUUUUGGGGGUUUUGGCCAAGGUAGCCAGUGUCCGUGUGGAUUCUGUGGUGGAUUUUGCAUACGGUGCUCAGAUUCAAGUCAACAGCAUGGACAGUAUGGUCAGCGUACAGCCGCUGACUGGAGAGGAAGUGGCACAGCGGGCAGAGAAGCUGAUUGGAUCUGUCUCCUACAGCUUACUGUGGCACAAUUGUGAACAUUUCGUCAUGUAUUGUCGCUAUGGUGUUGCAGUCAGCUUCCAAACCUAUCAGUUUUGUAAAGAUGUAAGGAUGACCCUCUUCAGCAAAAAGAUGGCCUUCCUGUCAGCAAUGAUCGGGGGCUUUGUCAUUUUGUAUCUAGGCACUAUGACACCUCUCACCACCAUCCCCACUGUCCUCAUCCCCUUUACCAUCUGGAUGGCAUCUUGA